AUGAUGCUCUGGGUCACGCUGUGGUGGUACUUCCACGAACCCCAGCCCGACCGUCGUCUGCAGACGGACGCCUCCGCCAAUACCCCGCCUUCUGGCCAGCCCAAAGGUGACUGGCGCAUAAAUAUCAAGCGCGAAGGCUUCUUCAAGGGUCGCACGCUGCUCCAGAAGCUCGAGCGCAUGGGCCUCAUCGCCUCCGAGGACUCGUCCGUCGGCGCAGAGCCCUAUGACCCGCAAUGCUGGGCCAACAUGUUCAUCAGCCGUCGCAGCUUCUGGCAGAUCGACCCCCGGCUGUUCGUCUUCACCAUGAGCCCGCAGACCAUCCCCCCAUCAGUGUCCGGCUCUCCCUUUGUCCAGCGCGUGGCCUCGCCCUCGCGCGAGAGCUUCAAUCUCGCUCACGCAGCCGGCCAAGAGGUCGCACACUAUGUCCCCAACGAGGGCCCCUUUGCCUCCACCAGCCAUCUGCCCACAUACUUCCCCCCUCCCCCCACCCAAUACACCUUCACCAACGGCAUCCGACACCCCAUCCGCCCCAAACCGCCGCACCAAGGCGACGUCUUCUACGUCCGUUACAUCCCCAGCCCCCUAACCGCAGGGCCGUCAGACCUCGACCUACUGCACAAAUGGAUGAACGACCCCCGCGUCAACGCCUCCUGGGGUGAAGCCGGGCCCAUCGAGCACCAGGAGAAAUUCCUGCGCACGAACCUUAACAGCAGACACAGUUUCCCCGUCAUCGGCUGCUGGGACGGCAAGCCAUUCGGCUACUUCGAGCUGUACUGGGUGAAGGAAGACCGACUGGGACCGUUAAUCGGCGGAGCCGACAACUACGAUCGCGGCAUUCACCUGUUAAUCGGCGAGCAGGAGUACCGUGGCCCACACCGCGUGCAGAUCUGGUUGAGUGCACUGGUGCAUUAUUGCUUCUUGGCGGAUUCGAGAACUCAGACGGUCAUGUUGGAGCCGAGGGUGGAUAAUUUUAAUUGAUUACGUACCUUCAAGAAGCAGGCUUCUAUAAAGAAGGCGAGGUUACUUUCCCGCAUAAGCAAUCGGCUUUGAUGAAGAUUAAGCGGGAUACGUGGGAGUGUCCUGCUAUUUAG
Messenger RNA from Aspergillus niger, 1091 nucleotides. RefSeq lists its product as uncharacterized. Lineage: Eukaryota; Fungi; Ascomycota; Eurotiomycetes; Eurotiales; Aspergillaceae. The annotation marks the transcript as partial. The record is from RefSeq and is a predicted model, not a curated record. The transcript has 3 exons. Gene Ontology annotation, biological process: siderophore biosynthetic process.